Molecule: messenger RNA, 204 nt
Organism: Sclerotinia sclerotiorum 1980 UF-70
Lineage: Eukaryota; Fungi; Ascomycota; Leotiomycetes; Helotiales; Sclerotiniaceae
Exons: 2
Coding region: 1-204 (67 amino acids)
Source: RefSeq, a predicted model, not a curated record
AUGUUGUGUUUCUUAGAAGCCGGCGGGGGUCGAAAUUCUUGCAGGAAUUCGGUGAUUGAUGGUACUGAACUGAGUACUGGCUUUAUGCUUGCUGACCCUGCUCUAACCUUAGCGCCAAUUCUCGUGGGAUGCGAUGAAGCAUUCCUCUGCAUUCCUCUGUUUCGUCAAUUAGCCGCUUGUCUCAAAAUCUUUGCCGCAUAUUGA